UUCUAUUUAAACGUUUGGAAUUCUUUCUCACCAAGAACCCGACACUGUUGUAAAUCACCUUCAAAUGCUCGUGGUAAGCUAGGGCAUAGCGUACCAUAAGUCAACAUAUUAGGGUGGAAGGUUACAUUAUGACUCCCUACUAAAGUAGUCAUGAUAUCAUGCACCGAUCCUAAUCUACGCAUCGAUAGUAUUAUAUAUAGCAGGGGUUCAUCACCUCAUAAUGAAUCAAGGAAAUUCUCCAGUAUCCCAGUAUCUUGCAACAGACACGCUGAUCCUUGCUUUACUGGUUUUGAUCUUUAAGUUCAACUUCCCCUCAAAGUCUCCCUGAAAUCCUUCUGAAGGUUUUUUCACGAUGGGGCGCUGGGGGAGUUUGCCGGCUGAGAUUCGCUCGAUGAUCCUCGAAAUGGUAGCAGAGGAUUACCGGUUCAAAUCCGAACAGUACGCCCUCGCCGGCUAUGCCAGCGUCUGCCGGGAGUGGCAACCCGUCUUCGAACCGAGGAACUUUCAGCGACUUGUUCUCGACCAAGAGCGCAUAUCUGACCUUGAACAAGUUAUGAGUACCAAACAAAGACGAGAUUACCUCGAGCACCUGUUCCUUCGUGUCAGGCUUAACGAUUACGAUUGCACAGUCUGCAAAUCAAAAGAAGACUACGGAACAAUCAGGAAUAAUAACGAUAUCUUUAGCACAGCUAUCUGGAAUUUGUUAGUUAUCCUAUCGAAGUGGACUGGAUUCGCCGGGAGUCGUCGCCAACAAGGGCUGACAUUGGAACUUGGCGCCUUUUCCCCGAGCGACUCUAAGCAUGCAUUUAGGGACUUUCAUCUCGAGCACAACUAUCCGUACCAAGAAAAAAAGGACUUGGAGACACAUUGGGAAGGGUACAAGCUACGGGCUGACAAACUUGGACUUGACAGCUUGAAUGACCCAUAUCAUUGGUGGGCUAACGGCCGUCGGGACGAUGUAAGCUUGGAAUCGAAACAGAGAAUAAUGGGAACAUUGACUAUCAACCCUAACCUUCCUCAAUUCUCCGCGUUCUUCCAGGCGUUCCCAAAGGUCGAGAUUAUAACAGGCCUACUUAUCCGUCGACAGUUCUAUCGGAAAAUCGCGGCCAAUUCCCUCGGCAAGCUCCUCCGUGAGACCUUCACAAACCUUCGGUGGUUCCGUCACGAAGCAUGGCAUGAUGUUGAUCCACAGCAGCAGUCAAGCUUUGAGAAAGACUACAAACGUCUAAUUUCAUGGCACCUGCCGAAUACUCUCCGGGAACUAUACAUAUUCGAGGACUUCAACAAACUUCUCCACCCGGAACGAUCCACCAAGCGUGCAAAUCCUUCUUUAGGCAGAGCCCUCUCAAAAUCUAGCCGUUACCUCGAGAAUUUGUCUGCGGCCUUCCUUGUAGAUGCUAAAGAUUUCUUCCCAAACCUCUGGCCGGCCAACGAACAAAAUUCGAACGUAAUUCCCUGGGAGAAUCUUCGAAAGCUGGCUCUAACAUCACGUUUGCUGCAUCCAAAGAUAGGGCGUGGAAAGAUCAACAAGCUGCUAAUAGCUGCAGCCCGGGCGGCUGCUUUCAUGCCCAAACUUGAGGUUAUGGAGAUAUGGAAUGGUGGCGAAGGGCAUGCUUGUCUCUUCCGAUACAACAACAAUGCUGGAGAACCUAAGAUUAUUUGGGCAUGCAAUUGGGGCAGUCACGUACAGUUGGAUCAGAACGUGAUCCACUGUUGGGCAAAUUUGCCGAGGCAUGGGCAACAUCCUCAUGGCAAUCUUACAACUGUGGUUCAUCGGCUACGAAGGGGGCGUAAGCAGGUGAAGACUUACGCCGCUACGAUUCUUCAUCUGAAACUGCGCAGUAGCGUCUUGGAUCUCAUUUCUGAUUAUCAGGUAUUCUGGGAGGAAUAUAAUCACUCAAAAGGUUAGUGUAAGUGUUGGACUUCUGGUUGGUGCUCAGAUAAAAGCACUUACGUUCCUUCUUACACCCAAAUUACAUAUAACUUUCUAGUGUAUGGCUUGCCACCCAUUGCCACCCAUAGCGUCGGAUACCUACCUCACCGAUCGUCGGGUAUGGGCUCUUGCCAAAAUCAUCUGUAGAGUCGUUUUAGUAGUAUAUAUAGUGAGG
Molecule: messenger RNA, 2108 nt
Organism: Mollisia scopiformis
Lineage: Eukaryota; Fungi; Ascomycota; Leotiomycetes; Helotiales; Mollisiaceae
Exons: 3
Coding region: 353-1909 (518 amino acids)
Source: RefSeq, a predicted model, not a curated record